This is a messenger RNA of Drosophila hydei, 2491 nucleotides long. Its product is annotated as protein phosphatase 1L. The record is from RefSeq and is a predicted model, not a curated record. Lineage: Eukaryota; Metazoa; Arthropoda; Insecta; Diptera; Drosophilidae. Gene Ontology annotation, molecular function: protein serine/threonine phosphatase activity; cation binding. Gene Ontology annotation, biological process: positive regulation of canonical NF-kappaB signal transduction; protein dephosphorylation; positive regulation of canonical Wnt signaling pathway. Gene Ontology annotation, cellular component: nucleus; cytosol. The transcript is spliced from 5 exons. The coding region runs from base 623 to 2179 and encodes 518 amino acids.
AUAUUCAGAAUUUGUUUAAAAUUAAUAGAGUGAGUAUUAAUCAAAAUUUUUUGUUGUUCAGUGUUAUUCAUUCAGAGUUCAGUGUUACCACUUGGAACAUUAGCGAGUAGUUAUAUUGAAGCUGUACUGUGUUGGUAUUACCAAUGUAUGUUCGUGUAUAUUUACGCACAGGCACGCACACACACAUGUAGCGUACAUAGACGGAUGUUGUUCUUGUUUUUGUUUUAUGCAAGCAACAGAGGCUAUUAAUAAGAAUAUUCUGAAAUAAUAUAAUGGUACAAAAAGUCGGGCGAAUCUGCUGUGCAAUAAUACGUCAAAAAAUGAGAGCGACACAAAGCAAAAGUCGUCAAUAAGGGAAAGAAAACGUGAAGAAGCGGAACGGAAAGGAAAAGUGCAGACGCAAAUAAAUAAAUCGAAAUUUCGAUUUUGAAUCCAAGUGCUGCUGGUCCCUGAUUAUUGUGCGGUAGUGGUUUCAUUUCUAUCAAAUCGCACUCGCACGCUAUCCCCAAAAUUUAAUACUCACAUAUAAUUGUUACAUAUAAGUAGCAUAAAUAUCAGAUAACGUGACCAAAUCGAAAAGAACGAGCCGAUUCUUUGACUACAACAAAAUAAGGCUCCAUCAAUGGAUGACGAAUUGGAAGACAAGAUCUUCUAUCAGACAUACGUUUCACAUAUGAAAAUCCUAUCCAAGUUCGCAGUGGGCUUCUCGUCCAUUAAUUCGCCCUUGGCAUAUCUAUGGAAACUAUGCCGCAUCUACGUGCUCCGUCCCGAGGUCAUUUUCUGUGGCAUCAUUCUAUUUGUCUUGUUAAUCUAUUUGCAAGCGGUAGAUGUGUGGAGUCGCGGCAUUUUGGGGCGCAUUCAGGCAACACUCGGUAGGCAAAAGGCGCCACGAGUUAUGGAAAUGACAAGUGGCGCUGGCGAUCAUCAGAGCUGGGAAGAGGUACGUCAACAGAGUGCCGCCUUCGCUGUGCUAGGAAGACGACCUCAUAUGGAAGACAGAUUCAUUAUUGAGGAGAACAUUAACAACAACACAGACAUUUCGUUCUUUGCCGUUUUUGAUGGACAUGGCGGCGAGUUCGCUGCCAACUUUGCCAGGGAUGUUUUGGUCAAGAAUAUUUAUAACAAAAUCAUAGAUAUUAACAAGAUCUUAAAGUCCGAGAGCUCGACAGAGUAUAGUGGGUUCGAUAAGAGCCCGUAUCUGGCACGCAAGCAAAGUCGCAAAGAUGUCACCAACAAGGAAAACGCUGAUCCCGUUGCACGACGCGACAGUUUGCGUAAGGCACACAGCACCACAGCCGAUUGCAGCGUAAUUAAACAAAAGACAACGGAGGCAACUGUCGCCGACAUUUAUACGGCGCAGCUGAAUAGCGCGAUGCGCGCCAGCGGCAACAGUGCGGCAAAAGAUUCAUUUCUCAAUAAUAACAACAAUGCACAAAAUUCUGGCAAUGCACCGCCGCCCAGCUACGAAGCCAAAUGCUAUAUCGAACAUGGACGCAUCAAUUUUGGCAAGCUUAUCACAGACGAAAUACUGGCAGCCGAUCACAAACUGGUCGAGCAGGCCAAGCUCGCAACCAACAUAGCAGGCACGACAGCUCUGAUUGCCAUUGUUAAGGACAGCAAACUGAUUGUGGCCAAUGUGGGUGACUCGCGUGGCGUUAUGUUUGAUUCACGUGGGAUCGCUAUACCAUUGUCCUUCGACCAUAAGCCGCAGCAGGUGCGUGAGCGUAAACGCAUUCACGAUGCUGGCGGCUUUAUUGCCUUUCGCGGCGUUUGGCGUGUGGCUGGGGUCUUGGCAACGUCACGAGCGAUGGGUGAUUAUCCCCUGAAAGAUAAGAAUCUAGUCAUAGCCACACCAGACAUUUUGACCUUCGAGUUAAAUGAUCACAAGCCCCGUUUUUUAAUACUCGCCUCGGACGGCCUUUGGGAUACAUUCAGCAACGAGGAGGCUUGCAGCUUUGUGCAGGAUCAUCUCAAGGAGCCCGAUUUUGGAGCCAAGUCCCUGGCCAUGGAGUCGUAUAAGCGCGGCUCUGUGGACAACAUCACUGUCUUGGUCAUUGUGUUUAAGAACGAUGUCUACAAAAUUGUCAACUCACCGGCUGGCAAAAUCGGCGAAGUUCCGUUAGCCAAAGCUUCAGCUGCAACGGCUGUCGAACGCUCCAAUUCAAUCAAAACUAAGUAACGGGCCAGACUCUGUCCCAUUUAAAUAGCAACCUUAUGAAGUGCCCAAGAUAUUUAUACAAUAUAAGCCAGCACGAUUAUGUUUUUUUCGAAUAUAGGUGGCGUUUUUUCGGUUUCGUUCUAGGACUUAAAAUUUUUUUAAAAAUUGUUGUUUUAUACAAAAUGUUUAGAAAAUAUCACUCCCAAUGCACUUUGUUAUCCCCACCUCCUCCUACUCCUCACAUACAUCAUCACUCAUAAAUAUUUAUUUAAAUUAAUUUGUUAUACCUACAUUUCUGUUUGUAAACCAAGAGAAAACCUUUUAUAACUCUAA